AAAUAUGUUGGUAUUUUUAAUGCAGAAAAAUAAUGGCUUCAUCUUCCAUUCACAAUACGAACUUAAGAUUCAAGGCAAGGUUUUGUAAUUGUGGAAGAAUAGUUUCCGUGCGUGUUGUACAAACCAAUGCGAAUGGAAAUCAAGGGCGUGUCUAUUUUGUUUGCCCAAGAAAAUAUACUACGAACGAACACUGCAAUUACUUCAAAUGGUUCGCAAAUGAUGACGACGACGACGACGACGACAUUACCUCAUUAAUCCGUGCCAAUGAUGGACCUCCGACAGAUGCAAGAACAGAAGAAAUUAAUGAUCUGAGGAGAAGGGUUGAAAGAAUUGAGAAGAUUUUCAAGGCAAUGACUUAUGUUAUUGUAUUUUGUGUAUUUUGGUACUUUAUCAUGUAAAUGACUAAGUUCUUAGGUUUUGGAAUUUUUAUUUGGUGCUUCAAAAUCUGAUGGUUUGCAAAAACAAGUGUGUAACAUGUUUGA
Molecule: messenger RNA, 482 nt
Organism: Camellia sinensis
Lineage: Eukaryota; Viridiplantae; Streptophyta; Magnoliopsida; Ericales; Theaceae
Source: RefSeq, a predicted model, not a curated record